UCUAAAUCGAAAGUACAAUUUCGUAAAAUCUUUGUCAUCGGUAAAGUUUUUAUCUAUUCCUUGUAUCUGUGCCAGAUAGCAAGCAUAAAUUAUCGAUAUGACUCGUUAAAAGGGAUAAGAUGAUGUAAAUAUAUUAUGCGAUAUAUCUCUUGCUACCACAUUUCGAUCAUCAUCAGAUGACACCGCAGAACUAGAAGCUGUAGGUGCUACAAAGAAUUUAAAACAAUGAGUGAACAGAGAAGUAAAGUUAGAGGAGGACGAGGAUCUGGAAGUUCCGAUGACAAUGGACCUCGCAGUAACAGGUCAAUUCCACCGCUUAUGCAGAGAUCUCAUGCUGCUUAUCUGCACAACCAUACAUCUGGUGGUUUACCUGUGCAGAGAUAUCAUGCUGCUCAUCUACACAACCAAACAUCUGGUGGAUUACUUUCUCUACCCGGAGGGCCAGUGAUGAAUUACCCACAUCAGUCUCUAUAUCCCGGAACGUUUCAUAACCCGCAUCCAUAUUGGAAUCCAUAUGUUCCACCGGUGGCUUCUUAUAACCAGUACCAUCCAAAUCCGUCACAGAUAACACCGGAUUUACAGCAUAGAUUGGAGUCUCCCUCCGUGUGUAGUUACCCACCUCCAAGAUUGGAGUCUCCCUCCAUGUAUAGUUACCAGUCUCUUCCCCAGACCGCAAGGUCAACCCCUGGAAACGCUACUUUAUCAGAGAGAGAGCCUGUGGAAUUUUUAUUGGAGCUACGACCAACAACAUCCUUCAACACAGAAAAGACAGCUUCAGCAUUAAUUUGCUUUACUGUUGCGGUAGAUGGGAUGAAAUUUGAGGGAUAUGGCAAGACAAAGACAGAAGCUCAACAUGAAGCAGCAACUGCAGCUCUUAAAGCCGUAUUCAAUAUUGUUUGUACUAAAGGACUGGAAACGACUGAGGCCGAAUCAGACAAUGAGAGUAUUGGUAGUGAAAUAUCCCUUGUGGGGGAGAGUGCAAAUCAAAAGCAGAAGGAAGUAUCAAAAAGAGAUUAAAUUCUUAAUGAUGUUCGAGAUCAGCUGGAAAAAGAUGUGUUCUCUUUUCUUGUAAAAGAAUGUGGUGGAUGCACCAGUUUGAAAAGAUUUAAAGAGAUGUACAAUUCUCUAUCUGAGGACUUUGAUGAGUGGUUAUUGAAGACAAAGAAAAUACUGGCUGUGUAUAAGAAAGAAGGAAAACCUACGUAUAUUGCACCUUUCUUAAGAGAUGCAGAAACUUGUCUUCAAGAAUUAGGCCUUGGAAAUAGAAAAAGAUGUCAACGGAGAAAUUGCAAUUAUUUUCAUGUUUGCACGUGGAACCUCAAUGGUAUGUGCAAACGUGGUGACAAAUGUACGUAUGGACAUACAUUCACUUCCGGUAACAACAAAGAAAUUAAAUGCAAACUGGGACUGAAUCGAUUUCGGGAUAAAGAAAUUCGCACAAUAUUAAAAUGCAGAUAUCCUCAAGUGUGCCCAGCAUCCCACUGUGAAGCGAACACUCCCGAGGAGUGUCCAUUUCUUCAUGUCUGUUACAACUAUAUUCGAGAUAAAUGUCAAAAUUCAUCUUGCAGCAAAGGUCAUACUUUAGAUGAUCCUCACAACAAAUGGGUUUUAUCUGUUUAUGGAAUGUCGCGAUGGCCUAGACAACAACUUGCUCGCUUAAAAGCUGUGGUUACCAUUCACCGUGGACCAAAGAGAAACACAAAUGAAGAAGAUACAUCAUUGGAAGUUGAUAAUCACGAAAAAGCUUCAGAUUCCCUCAGCUCGUCAGAAAAUUAUUUAGCAGAAGCAGGUGAUAAUCCUAUUGAUGAGAGGGUGAAAAAUUAUGAAAUAGAGCAAAAUAAAGGAGAAAGCAAAGAUGAAAGAUCGGAGGAAGUAUACAAGACCAAGCUUGAAAGACGAAAUCAAUGGGAUAAGCCAGUUGAAGACACUGAAUUCAUAGCUGCUGUUACAACUAAAAAUAAUCCAAAGAAAAAACCCCCGUCGACGUCACAAAGUCGGGGAAUGAAAGAUAUACCAGAAAUUUGUUUGGCGUUGAACAAAUUCAGUGGACCAUGUCCUGAAAAGUGUAGCAGGUAUCAUACGGAACUCCUUUAUCAGUGACAGAUAAAGAUAUACGGAGAAUGGGUCUGUUUUACAAGCAAUGAAAACCAGAAAAUAGAAAAGCAAUAUUGCCAACUAUCUGAUACAGUCGAA
This is a messenger RNA of Ostrea edulis (European flat oyster), 2193 nucleotides long. RefSeq lists its product as uncharacterized. The transcript has 6 exons. The record is from RefSeq and is a predicted model, not a curated record. Lineage: Eukaryota; Metazoa; Mollusca; Bivalvia; Ostreida; Ostreidae. Bases 226 to 1017 code for a protein of 263 amino acids.